AUGAGCUCAAGUGGAGAGGAAGAAGAGGCUGGACCUAAUGUAGAUUCUAAUGAUCCAGACGAACGUAUCGCCGCUCGGAGAAUUCGAAUUACAAGACGAGUUGAGGCAGCAAAACGUGCUGAACUUGGUGAGGAUCCUAAUGAAAAGAAAGAGGUGAAGGAGGAGCUUAGUAAGAGCAGAAAACAGAUUGAACAGAGUCGACUGUUGCUUUCGAAACUGAACCAAGAUGCAUUCGAGCUUGUCACAAACAUUCGUGUAGCUGGCGAUGCUAGAGAGGCGGCAAGAAGAACAGAAGAGGAGGAAGCCAAGAGACUUAGGAAGGAGAGACUGGAACAAGAAGCCAAAACAGGAGCUGAAAAGUUCGAAGAGAUCACAAAGAAAUGGGAAUCAGCACUUCAAAAGGAAAUUCCCCAAGCUUUACAUCAGAUGCUCCGUCAGCAGAAACAGAAUUGUGACACCAUUGUUGGUGACAAAAACAAGCUGAUCAAUGACUUUCAACAGGAGCUGAAGAUCAAGGAUGAUCAAUAUGUGAAGGACCUGAAGAAACAAGCUGAGGAUGUGGACCUGAUGAUAGAGAGAAUGGAGGAACAGAUGAAGAAAGUUACAAAAGCAGCACGAAAGCAGCUCAAUGAGACAGAGAUGGCUUUCAAUGCAGAAAGAAAUGAACUGUUGGACACACAUAAGAAGAAAUGGGAAGAAAGGAUGGAACAUCGCCGCCAGAAGGAAAUAGAUUACAUGAAGGCACGUGAGAAACGUGUCGAGGAUUACGAACAGCAAAUCCACACGAUACGUGUUCAGGAUGCUGAGGAAUAUAAUAUGAUAAAAAUUCGCCUGGAAACAGAUGUGCAGAUCCUUGAGCAACAGUUACAGCAGAUGAAAGCCACAUACCAACUAAACCAGGAAAAACUGGAAUACAACUUCCAAGUUCUGAAGAAAAGAGACGAUGAAAACACAAUCACUAGAUCACAGCAAAAACGAAAGAUUACAAGGCUGCAGGAUGUCUUGAAUAGCCUGCGUAUCAAACUGGCCAAACAGGAAAAACAGUUCAAAGAUGAGAACCAGCAACUGACUGAGGAUUAUAAAAGAAUUACAGAACAGUUUAGAGACCUGCAGAGAAAGUCGAGACAUUUCAUGGCGGCCGAUCACAAAAAGUUUCAUGAUGUGUGGUGUAUGAACGAGGAAGAAUGUAAAGAACUUGUAAAUGCGAUUCUAGAAGCUGACCGCAUCAUCCAUGAACAUCAGCUUGGCCUUAUGUAUCAGACACCAGAUAUUAAUUUCUUAGAAAAUGCUGGUCCCAUCGUUAGUGAAGCAACCAAGAGGAAAGGGGUCUCAGCUCAACAAAUUAUACAGGAAGUGAUGUCACAAACAGGGAGUCACCACACGGCUGGAGAGGAGGAAGAGGAUGAAGAUGGUGAACUGGAUGAAAAUGCAGAUGGGAGUCUCCCUCCAGACCACCAACCAGUCAAGAGCACGCUUCUGUCCAAAAUCAACGCCACCACCAUCAAACUGAUCCUGGAACUUCUCUGUGAUGAGUCGGGAUUUUUGGUGGAGUCCAAAUUAAACAAGCUGCUGGCUCCUCUGGAAAAAGAUGAGCGCUCAUUAAUGAAAUUGGAUGCAAUCUUUAGUGCCCUAGGAAUAGACACGGAGGAAGAUGUCCAUCUGUUGGCUAGUUAUUUCAUGCAUAUCAAAGGUCGAAAACAGCCACAGGAUGAGGAGAAGGAGACAGUCGUGGAUGAGCCCUCUCAGACAGAAGUCAGUGGAGAGCUGGACGAUAUUGAUGAAGAGAUUCGAAAGCUUACAGGAAAAGAGGGCGACCUGGAAUCAACUAAGAGUGAGACAGUGGAACUGAUCCAUCCCAAUGAAGUUUUGAAGGCUCUUCGGGCAUUUGUUGAGGAAAACCGACAACCCACCAAGGAGAAAGGGAAGCAGUCCCAGUUUAAGAUUGUCUCCCUUGAAGAGCGUGACAGUUCAGACGAUUCUGAUUACUGGGCGAAGUAUCCAUCUCUCAUCUCUACAAACAAGGAAAGACUCUGGGAUGCUUUACUAGAGGGACUAGAAAAAUACAGUGAGACCCUAACGAGUCGGUCAACACUUAUCAAUGAGACAGACGCACUGCGCCAACAGAACGCAGAACUGAGAAUGUUGCUUCACCAAUAUGUCAACUCUAAGGUGAAUGCAGAACUUGAAAUUCCUCCAACACGAGUUCUCCAGUUAGAAAUGAAUCCAAAUGUUCAAAAAUAAAUAUGGUAACCAUGACGACCAGGAAUCAUCAAGUGUAAAAGGAUGUGAUGUACUCGUUUACUGAGUCUGCUGGCUUCUACAUUGGAUCAAGAUGCUAUCUUUACAUAAAAUUUAUCUAGAGACAACAAAAAAUCUGGGAGGCAUAUCGGAGAUAUUGUGAAGUCUUUCGAAAUAGUAUAAUGUGGUCAGAACUGACACAAUAUGAUUUUAUACUGUGAGAAUGAAAAACAUUGAUUUUUAUCAAGACAA
Messenger RNA from Ylistrum balloti, 2490 nucleotides. RefSeq names its product dynein regulatory complex protein 1-like. The transcript has 20 exons. Gene Ontology annotation, cellular component: axonemal dynein complex; axoneme. The record is from RefSeq and is a predicted model, not a curated record. Gene Ontology annotation, biological process: cilium-dependent cell motility; regulation of cilium movement; axonemal dynein complex assembly. NCBI's taxonomy places the organism in Eukaryota, Metazoa, Mollusca, Bivalvia, Pectinida, Pectinidae. Bases 1 to 2241 code for a protein of 746 amino acids.